Lonchura striata (white-rumped munia) is the source of this 1569-nucleotide messenger RNA. RefSeq names its product GCM transcription factor 2 (gene GCM2). Gene Ontology annotation, biological process: regulation of transcription by RNA polymerase II; gliogenesis. Lineage: Eukaryota; Metazoa; Chordata; Aves; Passeriformes; Estrildidae. Gene Ontology annotation, cellular component: nucleus. Gene Ontology annotation, molecular function: RNA polymerase II cis-regulatory region sequence-specific DNA binding; DNA-binding transcription activator activity, RNA polymerase II-specific. The record is from RefSeq and is a predicted model, not a curated record.
CCGCCCGUGGCGUGGAGGAGGACCGCAGCUCCUACCCCACCCAGGGGCUGCGGUGGGGUUCGGUGAUAGCGCUGCUGUUCCGCCCACACCUCAGCAACGCCCCCGACGGCAUAAAAAGCCGGGAGCCGCCACCCACGGCCACCCUCUGCCAUGAAACUUACCUGGGACAUCAACGACCCCAAGCUGCCGCAGGAGCCCAAGCACUUCGACACCUUCCAGGAGUGGCCCGAUGGCUACGUGCGGCUCAUCUACUCGAGCGAGGAGAAGAACGCGCAGCGGCACCUCAGCGGCUGGGCCAUGCGCAACACCAACAACCACAACUGCCAGAUCCUCAAGAAGUCCUGCCUGGGCGUGGUGGUGUGUGCCCGGAGCUGCGCUCUGCCCGGCGGCGCCAGGCUGCAGCUGCGCCCCGCCAUAUGCGACAAGGCUCGGCAGAAGCAACAAAAGAAAGCCUGCCCCAACUGUAACUCUGCCCUCGAGUUGAUUCCUUGCCGAGGACACAGUGGCUAUCCGGUCACAAACUUCUGGAGGCUUGAUGGCAAAGCAAUAUUUUUCCAGGCUAAAGGAGUCCAUGACCACCCCCGGCCGGAGAGUAAACUGGAGGCAGAGGCAAGAAGAAGUGCAAUUAAGAAGCAAAUGUCCUCUUAUCACCACUCCCAGAAAAAGAGAACUGUAAAUUCAGAGGCAGGAAGGUACCCUGACAGCAGCGGUUACACCAAUAACCUACAGAAUUUUCACUGCAUGGAUGGCCCAGAAAGAGUCGGCAUCUUCACAGACACCAAUUUUUCAGUUCCAGCCCAGUCUUACCCUUCACUGCAGAACACAGACCUCUACAAGGCACCUUAUGACUCAGCCAGCUUCCAAGAGGACCAGCUAUCGCCAUACCCUCCUAAAUGCCCAAAUCCAAGGAUCUACAUGCCCAUGCCAUGCAGUUAUGAGUUUGGAGUUCCUACCUUUAUAAGCUCAAGUCCUUACCCGACAUUUUACAAGGAUCUGCCCAGUCCUGCCAUUGAUGCAGACCCCCUCAGUCUGAAUGGGUCUCACUACAACGCUGUGACCUCCCAUGAUAAGAGCUUUGAUAACCCUGGCAGACAUUACGGACUGAAACCAGCGUGGGGGAAAACCAGCAUCGGAGACCGGAGCGACUACGGGCAGAUGGCAACAAGUGCUCCCCACCCUUACUGCAGUGGGGACUAUCCCUGCAGGUACAGCCCCAGCCCCGCUCCCAUGGCCCCACCACUGCAGACAGUCAUCACCACCACCACCAAGGUGUCCUACCAGGCCUACAAGCCACCCGCACUGAAAUACAGUGACAACCUCUGUGACGUGAAAAACCUCCAGAGCUACACCCACGUGGCAGAAAACAUCUCGGGUGCUGUCUAUUCAGGGAUGAAGAUUCAGGAAGACUUUGGAAUGAUAAAGUCAGCUUUGCUCUACCAGCAUGACUCCAUCCCCACAAAAUCCAAACCAGCUGAGAGUGUGGAGAGCUAUCGGUAUGGGCUCCCUCUGGGGAACAGCUUUGCUGAGCAUGAAGGCCAGGCCCUAAGGUUUGAGAGUGCUGAAUAUUGA